AUGCCUUCCACUCGUUCUGCUUCAGUAAUAGUAUCUUCUUCAAGUUCAAAUUCAACUUCUACUCCGUCUGAUACAUUUAUCCCUAAAUUAGUUACAGUAAAUCGAUCAUCUGGUAAUUCUUCAUCUAUAACAACAGAUAUUAAUCUUAUUAAAGAAGCACAAUCUCGAAAUCUUUUUGAACAUUUAUCAUUAAUUAAUUAUAAUGAAAAACUAAUCAAACAAACUGAUUGUGCUAUUUGUCUAAUUGAUUUUAUGCCUAAUGAAAAAGUUCGACAAUUACCAUGCGAUGGUGCACAUAUAUUUCAUCCAACAUGUAUAGAUGGAUGGUUACAAAAAAGUCUAACAUGUCCACAAUGUUCAACAAAUGUUGAUGCUGCACUUUUACUUAAAUUUAUUCCAAAUUCGAAGAAUAAUAAUGAUGAUGAUGAUGAUGAUUGA
Rotaria sordida is the source of this 438-nucleotide messenger RNA. NCBI's taxonomy places the organism in Eukaryota, Metazoa, Rotifera, Eurotatoria, Philodinida, Philodinidae. The record is from the annotation of a GenBank genome assembly.